Entrophospora candida is the source of this 371-nucleotide messenger RNA. The record is from the annotation of a GenBank genome assembly. NCBI's taxonomy places the organism in Eukaryota, Fungi, Glomeromycota, Glomeromycetes, Entrophosporales, Entrophosporaceae.
GAACUGAUGAUUCCACUUGUACUCCUGGACUCUGGUUGACACCAAACAAUAAACUGCAUCCUCGUUUCACAAGUAACUGGGGUUGGAGUGUUGGGAUUGAUGAGAUUGUUGCUACUGAGCUUUCAUUGAAUAAAUGGUACCAUAUAAGUUACACCCUUUCUGAUUCUGAAAAGAGAUUAGACUUCUACAUAGAUGGUUUAUGGGUCGGAUUCUAUAGCCUCCAAAAUGUUCAAACACAAAAGGUUCUAUUCAAUACUGAACAACUGCUAAUUGGAUAUAAUCUUACUGCUGAAAUUAGGAAUUUUCGGUAUUUUAACUGGCGUCUUACUGCUGAAGAAGUGGGGGAAAACAUUUUGGUAGGAUACUUUUAG